UCAUUAAGAUUUGAUCCCAUAAUAUAUGAGUACAAGAUGAACGCUAUUUCCCAAUGAUGUCAAAACCGAACAAUUCGUUUUUAUACACUGCAUUAUUUUAAUAUCAACUUGAUAAAAGGUAUCCCCCAUUCAGUUAUGGCAUUUGACUUUCUCUGUUUUCAAGGAUGGCGAUCUGGUUCAAUAUACUGUCAAAAUUUUUUGUUUCUUUCUGUACCUUCCAAUCUCUCCUCAUCCAGAUUCUGCCAUGCCAAAACCCAAACCACAGCUUCCAAUCUAUGCCCUCGUGGCCGCUAUUGUUGUUUUACUUCAAUUCCCGGAACUUUGUGUGGCCAAAACCAGAAACAAAUAUUGCAACUCAACUGUUUGUGGAAAUGUCACAAUCAGCUACCCUUUUCGAUUACCAACCCAACCUCCCAACUGCGGCGAACCUCGAUUGGAACUCGACUGCGACAGCAACAACCGCACCGUUUUAUCCUUAAACCAUGGCAGAUUCUACGUCCAAAAGAUCUGGUACGAAUACUCUACGAUCCGAGCUAUUGACCCAAACCUCGCUGUGGAUGAUUGUUCCCUUCCUCGCGGCUCCUUAUUGUUCUGGGAUAAAAGGCUGUAUCCUUGGGUUUUCCCAUUGAGUUUCAUGUAUGUAGUGAACUGCACAAAGGCGAUUAAAUCAUCUUUGUAUAUUGAUGCCUCGCGUUGCCCCGUUAACUCUUCCGGUUCCGAUCCGCCACCAGAUUCAUACGUUUAUUUUCUGGGUGAACGAACUUCGCCUCGAGAUUUCGAUGAGUCUUGCAGAAUCGAAGCUACGGUUCCUGUUAUGGUUCAGAAUAUAAGUGGCUUCUCUACUUCGGACAUCUACGAGAAGCUGUUAAAGCCGGGGUUCGAAUUGUCUUGGAGCUUCGGUUCCAAGUCGCAGCAGGCCAGUCCUAUCCAUGCCUUGUUAGGAGACUUGGAAUAUGCCUUGCAAAGUUACAUUGACAGCUUCAUCCAUUACUUAUUCAAAGGCCACCAUAUUGCCCAUGAUUCAUAUUAUGCACCUAAAAGUACUUAUAUUUUAUGUCUUCAAAUAACAGGAGGAUUUAUCUUAGCAAGGACUUUGCCCGGGAUAAUUUGCUUGAUUGGACUUGUUAUUUACAAAUGGAGAAGAAGACAUUUAUGUGCGGAUGAUACGAUCGAAGAGUUUCUUGAACGUCAAAAAGAUUUGAUGCCGAUAAGGUAUUCUUAUCGCGAAAUAGAGAAAAUGAGUAAUGGUUUUAAGGAUAAAUUAGGCGAAGGCGGUUAUGGUUCGGUGUUUAAAGGAAAGCUUCGUAGUGGUUAUUUUGUAGCAAUAAAGUUAUUGGGGAAGGCAAAAGGUAAUGGCCAGGAUUUCAUCAAUGAAGUUGCUACGAUUGGGAGGAUUCAUCAUGUUAAUGUGGCGAAACUUAUUGGAUUUUGUGUUGAGGGAUCAAAACAAGCUCUCGUUUAUGAUUUUAUGCCGAAUGGAUCUCUAGAUCGGAUUAUAUUCGCAAAAGAAAAUAAGGUUGACUUAAGUUGGAAAAAGAUGUUUGAUAUUGCGCUUGGGGUGGCUCGAGGGCUCGACUACUUACAUCAAGGAUGUGACAUGCAGAUUUUACAUUUUGAUAUCAAGCCGCACAAUAUUCUUUUAGACAAGAACUUUACACCAAAAGUUGCAGAUUUCGGUCUUGCUAAACGGUUUUCAGUAGAUGAUAGCAUUGUAUCUCUAACAGCAGCACGAGGUACUAUAGGUUACAUUGCUCCUGAAUUGGUCUACAAAAACCUUGGAGGCGUCUCAUAUAAAGCCGAUGUUUACAGUUUCGGAAUGUUAUUAAUGGAAAUCAUAGGCAGGAGGAAGAAUAUGAAAACAUCUACCGAUCACGAAAGCCAAAAAUACUUCCCGUCAUGGAUUUACGAUCGAUAUUAUCAUGGAGAAGAUGUAGAUUUGGGAGAUGUUACGGAUGACGAAAAGAUUAUCGUGAAGAAGAUGGUGAUAAUAGCUUCUUGGUGUGUACAAGUAAAACCUAACGAUCGUCCUUCGAUGAGCAAAGUCUUGGAGAUGUUCGAAACGGAUGUCGAGCUCCUCCAAAUGCCUCCGAAACCUUUUCAACUUCCCUUUGAAGUAGCAACGGCUACUCAAUCCUAUGCUUCAACCAAAGAUCAACCCCAUGAUAGUUCAACUGAUGAGACAUCUUAUUUACUCUAUUCUUCAAAUGAAAUUACCGGUUUGUUCUUAUUUGAAUAGCCUUUGUUGUAGCUAUUUGCAAAAUGCUGGCUGCUAGUGUUACUACCCCCUUGCGGCCGUCAUUAUCUACUGGACAUCGAUUAGAGUCACGAAUUGAAUGCAGUAGCCGUUGUGGCUUGGUUAGAAUUCCGACUCGGAUUAGGCCAUGGGAACUUGGCUUGCAAUCACAACCUAGUGUAGGAAGAAGUAGAAAACAAUCUUCAUCCAUUGCAUGCACCGCAACUGCUUUGGUAUUUCCUCAAUUUGUUUAGUUUGAGGGGUUUAUUUAAUCUGAUUCUGGGAGAGGAAAAUGCAAUGGAUGAUACACAGCGAAUGAUGCAGAUGGUCUUGACAUAGUCUAACAUGAAUGGGCACUCCCUAAAUUCGAGCAUCGGGCCGAAGCAGUAUUGAAAAACCUCGUCAGCUGAACAUCGGGAGCGUAUAAACAGCUGUCAAAAGGGGGUAGUUCGAUUGAAGUUUUCAUCUUACAAGCUUUUCGAUGUAUAUAUGUGAUUGAAGUUGUCAAAAGGGGGCGUAUAAACAGCUGUCCUGUUUGUUUAAUGAUAUACCUAAAGGGGGAUGUAUGAUUUCAAUUGCAAGGCUAACAAUUGAAACAAUUUUUCCAUGCUUUGAACUUGAUUGACUGUGAUUCCUUUGCUGUUACUUUAGCUUGAUUUUUUUAUGGAUAUAUGUAAAUGAUAAAUCAUGAUAAUUAUCAUCUUACUGCA
Molecule: messenger RNA, 2943 nt
Organism: Gossypium raimondii (Peruvian cotton)
Lineage: Eukaryota; Viridiplantae; Streptophyta; Magnoliopsida; Malvales; Malvaceae
Product: LEAF RUST 10 DISEASE-RESISTANCE LOCUS RECEPTOR-LIKE PROTEIN KINASE-like 2.4
Exons: 8
Coding region: 245-2236 (663 amino acids)
Biological process (GO): protein phosphorylation
Molecular function (GO): ATP binding; protein kinase activity; polysaccharide binding
Source: RefSeq, a predicted model, not a curated record